UGUUUGUUUUUAUAUAUAAGUAACCGUGAGGGGGCGGAGCCACGCAGGAGCCGCAGACUGCGGAACCGGAAACCGCAGCGUCGCUUCGUCUCCUCGAAGAUUCCUGAGUAUCUUCUUCAAGAGGUGUAGGAUCUGGUUUCUGACAUCCUUAGACAAGUUGAUGCAGUCAGGGGGAAAGAGAGAGACCAGCAGGAUGAAUGCUCACUGAGCCAGUAACUGCCCUCAAGCUACACAAAAUAUUAGAUUUUGACAGGUGUACCUAUUUUAAAGAUCCUGGAGGUUUGAUUCCUCGUCCCCCCGCCCGCCAGACACCAUGUCGACCUCCAUGCUCCGCAGACAACUGAAGAACCUGGUCCAGAACUACUCUGAGGCUGAGGUCAAGGUGAGAGAGGCGACAUCUAAUGACCCAUGGGGCCCAUCCAGCUCUCAGAUGGCUGACCUCUCUGACCUGACUUACAAUGUGGUCGCCUGCAACGAGAUCAUGACGAUGCUCUGGAAACGCCUAAAAGACGACAAGAACUGGAGACACAUCCACAAGUCCCUGACACUGCUGGAGUACCUGUUGAAGACUGGUGACGAUCGUGUGCUUCUGAAAAUGAAAGACAACGUCUACAUCGUGAAAGCUCUCACAGAGUACCGCUUUAUAGAGAAGGAUGGCAAAGACCAGGGUGGAAAUGUCAGAGAAAAAGCCAAGGUUGUCCUUGUUCUCAUGGAGGAUGAUGACAAACUAAAGGAAGAACGAGACUUUGCUGUCAAGACCAGAGAGAAGACGUCAAAAGGUGCUGCUGCCUCAUCAACGGACGCUGUCAAGGAUCCCAACUACAAGCCGGUCUUCGUUGCCGGGGCAUCGGGCCUUCCCUGCUUAGACAACAUACCCUCAGUGGCAGACUUGGCUGCUUCUUUCAAUGCCCGCAAAGAGGAGCGGCUUAAACAGGAAGCUGAGAAGAAAGACGCAGAGAGGAGGGCCAAACUGAGUGAAGAUGAGCUGCAAUGGGAGGAUGCAGGCAAAUCCACUGGGGAUAAAGUAGAAGCUUGGGGAGGCGAUAAAGAUGAGGACAGCGAAAAGGAGGAGGACGUGGAACCAGACCCAUGGGGAGCCCCCAAAGAACCAAAAGAGGCCACUGAUCCAUGGGGCACACCCGCAAGACCUGCCACAACUGACACAGUAGCCAGCAGUGAUCCAUGGGGGGCUCCAACCAAAACUGAUGAAGAUACAUUUGCAGCUCCAAAAACCAAAGAAGAUCCAUUCGCAGCACCAAAGAACGGGGAAGAUCCUUUUGCAGCACCAAAAGAUGGGCCGGACCCAUUUGUGGUGAAAAAUGAUUCAGAUCCCUUCAGUGCACCGAAAGAUACUUCGGACCCCUUCAAUGCACCUAAAGACAAGGAGGAUCCAUUUGCUGCUCCAAAAGAUAAACCAGAUCCCUUCAGUUCAUCUAACAAUGAUCCAUUUAAUGCACCUAAAGAUGACCCAUUUAACACCCCAAAAGAAGACCCAUUUAACACCCCAAAAGAUGAUCCCUUUAAUACCCCAAAAGAUGAUCCCUUUAAUACCCCAAAAGAUGAUCCCUUUACUGCACCUGCAUCAACACCCCCAAAAGAAGACCCAUUUAACUCCCCAAAAGAUGAUCCUUUCAACGCCCCAAAAGAUGAUCCUUUCAACGCCCCAAAAAAUGACCCAUUCAACACCCCAAAAGAUGACCCAUUUAACACCCCAAAAGAUGAUCCAUUUAACACCCCAAAUGAUGAUCCCUUUACUGCACCUGCAUCAACACCCCCGAAAGAAGACCCAUUUGCAGCACUGACACCUGCUCAAGAUGACCCCUUUGCUGCUCCCACAACGCCACCCAAAGAGGAUCCUUUCUCGGCACCAUCCAUACUUACUGAAGUUGAACCCAUAGCCGCAGCAACAACACCACCUAAAGAAGAUCCUUUCUCAGCGCCAUCCAAACCUGUAAAAGAUGACCCCUUCAGCUCACCAACAACACCCCCUAAGGAGGACCCAUUCGCAGCCCCCUCCAGCCCACCAAAAGAUGAGGCCUCAGAUCCCUUCAAUGCCCCUCUGGUGAGCCCAACGGCAGGCAGUGCAGAUGCGUGGGGAGCCCCUGCCACUUCUCCAUCCGCCAGUGGGUCAGAUCCUUGGGGGACCUCAUCCCCUCCACAGGUGAAAGCAACAGAAGGAGAUCUCUGGGGAGAUGGGAAAAGCGCUUCCUCUCCACUUGAUAAUUCAGAUCCAUUUGGGGACACGUCCAAACUGGAUAAUGACCCAUGGGGAGCUCCAGCUGCAGCUCCAGCCAGUGCAGAUGAUGCAUGGGGUUCACCUGCUCCACCCGCAGAAUCCCCUACUAGUGACCCCUUUGGAGACGGAGCAUCUAAAACCAAUGAUCCGUGGGGUGCACCGUGCAACGCACCUAGCAAUGGCACAGGAAAGCGAACAACGCGGGAGGAGGACACGCAUAGAAAGACUGCUUCAUUUCUGGGCUCGGUGGGGGCGUCGCUGGUUGACUUGGACAAUCUGUUUUCCUCUAACCCCAAACAGCAGCCCCCGUUCAACACACUCGCCGCCCAGACACAAGCCAUCGGCAAUUUUAAAGUCAGGGGCAUGGCGUCAGACCCUGUGGUCAUUUCAGGGGCUGUUGCAGGGGUGUCCCUGUUUGAAGCAUCAGCCCAACCUGGCAGUCCUUUUGGUUCCAUCCGUGCCCCCUCUUACGGUGCAGCAUUUCCCACUUUUGGAGCUGCCAAUCCUUCCAGUGAGACUCCCCUGUUUCAGCUGCCACCCCUCUCCAGUGGAGGGUCUCAUUCUGGCUUUAAUAUGAUUCAGAUGGCUCCUCUGCAAAUGGUACAACCUGCUUCUGUAGGAGAGAGUUCACAGAUUGGAUUUAACAUGCACCCCACCAGGGUUGGAGUGGGCCUGUCUGAACCCUUUGUAUCAGGGGCAGGAAUGGUCCAACCCAGUUUCUUUGGUGGGGGUCAUCAGUUGGGAGGUUCCACUCUGCAACCCGGGGUUGGAAAUCCCUUGCAGCCACAGUUACGCUCAAGCAGCGGAGCGACCGUGAACAAAAACAAUAAUCCAUUCCUGUUCUGACAACUUGACCGUGUAAACCCUUAAUGAAAUACGUCCAAAAUGAGAAAGAUGUUUCAAUCAAAUUUUUGCACAUAAAGUUACAGGGACCACAUACGAUUUUGCAUGUUUGUCCUUGUAUAACAUGUAUACUUCAUGUAUUUAUCGCCAAACGUUUUCCAAAGCAUACCCAAUCGAGACUGCACAUUGCUUUGCUGAGUAUCUUCCAGGCAACUUUGUGGUUUCAGUUAUCUUCAUUAUAACUGAAUUAUGUAAUGUUACGUAAAACCAACAAGAGGGAACAAAUUUCUAUCUUAUGCCUUUCGUGCUAGUGUUAAAAUACCAUCAGCUGCUUUACUAGCUUUGUAGGCAGGUACUGUUAAGGAAACCCAUAUGGAAGACGUCACAAAGAUUGCUCAGAUUGCUUAGAUAAGUGUCCUAAAAUGCACUAAGAAGGAAGUUUGUAAUGAAGUUAGCAUUCAAUGAUUUGUUAUUCUAACAAAAACCAAAUGUUUGCUUUGUUGGACUGAAAUCGAUUGUAGCCCAGAAGAUACAGUAGGAAACAAUAUGAGCAUUUAUGGUAUACUCUUGGAAAAUGGGCAGAAGUAACAUAAAACCUGCAAAACCACUUGUAUAAUCCUUCCAGACAUCCAGCAGCUAAAUUAUAUCUUAUGCCUUUCUUGUCAGUGUUAAAAUACCAUCAGCUGUUAUACUAGCUUUGUAGGCAGGUACUGUUAAGAAAGCUCAUUUUGGAAGACAAUUUGGAAGGCAAACAAUAAGCAAACAAGGCGCCACUUACUCUCAAAGCUAGCCUAAAAUGCACUAAGAAAGAAGUUUGCAAUGACGUUAACGACAAAAACUAAAUGCUUGCUUUGUUGGACUGAAAUUGUUUGUAGCCCAGAAGAUACAGUAAGAGAAACAAUAUAAGCAUUUAUGGUAUACUUUUGGAAAAUGGGAGGUAACAUAAAAAAGAAGUAACAUAAAACAUGCUAAAACAUGCAAAAACUACUUGUAUAAAAUAAUUACAUCCAGCAGCUUCUCAGUUUAAACCUCUCUCUCUGUCCUCGAGACGGAGAGACACAAUAAUGGAACAGCCAGCCUUUUUUGUUUUGUUUUGUUUGUUUUCAUGCACAAGUCUAAGAAACCAAGAGCUCCUACGUGUGUGAGUGUCAGUGUGGAAACAUUAAAGGAUUACUGUUUGUUUUGUUGUUGUAUGAUUCUGUGACUGGACCUUAAAACACUGACAGAACUGAUGUGGGAAAUACGUCACUGUAGGUUUUCAAUUGAGUGAGCAUGUGUUUGUACAAGAUAGAGUGAGUGUGUGAGUGCAUGUGUGUGUGUGUGUGACCUGUAUGCACACAGUAUAUAUUGUGCUGAUGUAAAUAAUGGAAGUAAUCACAGAUAAACCUUGAAAUAUACUGUAUAUCAGAGUGUUACAAUCAUGAGUAAUUAUUUAUUGAUCUAUUUAUUGCUUGAUGAUUUAUUGAUGCAACAAUGCAGCAAAAAGGCCUCCAACAAAGACAAAGUUCAGGUUAACUCAUUAUUACAGUGUCAAUUUCGUCGUUGUGUGCUUUCAGACAGGUCAAUUACAUACAGUAUGGUGAGAAGUGUGUGAUUGGCUUUAAUCUUGAUUGGUUGUUCAAACACUGCAUAAUCAAUCAACUCAGUAACCAAUGGUGGCUUUAUCUUCCUUGUUUUAGAGUUGUAGUCGAUUCAUUGUGUAAUUCAACAUUGACUUCUCUGUAGCUCCUGCCGUUAGACAAGAAACAGAAAUGUAAUAUUGUGUGAUGUUUAGCUACAGCGUCGGCUAAAUAAAAAAUAUAUAUAAUUUGAACAACUUGUUUAAUAUAUGCAUGCUGUCUGAGGGGGAUUCUCCUUCUGUAAGUGUGUGUAUCUGCUCCCUAAUCUAUCUGGAGUGAUUAAUGAAAUAUUUGGUCAUGCACCUGUGUGGAAAAAAGACAAAUGAAGAUCUCAUUGGCCAUUUUAUUUGAAGUUUACCUGCAUCAGUUUAUGUAGUUUGGCAGACAGCUGCACUAUUUUAAUCAUUUUUUGGAAAACAUUGAAACGGUGAAUCGUAGCUUAUAUGACGUGAAAUCAAAGCCAUCCUGACAACAAACAGGACCAAUGACGUGUAAAAGGUCAGAUUAUGUUGAAUUGUUUGCAUUCUUUGUGUUUAAACAGGCUUGUACAAAACAUCUUGUAUGUUUGAUUCCUUUCUAAAUGUGAACUUGUGAUGGAAAAAUGUACUGAAAGACAAUAGACCGUUUAGUAGUGAAGGAUCAUAAUGAAGACCAAUAAUUAUUUCUCAGAUUUAAUUUUGUAUGAAAUGAAUUUAUUUUGCUGUGUAUUUAAAUUUGAGGCUGUGUUGUAAACUGUGACUGUGUACAGUAUGUUUGAGAAAUAAAAUGAUUACAGAAGUGA
Molecule: messenger RNA, 5479 nt
Organism: Scomber scombrus (Atlantic mackerel)
Lineage: Eukaryota; Metazoa; Chordata; Actinopteri; Scombriformes; Scombridae
Product: epsin-1-like
Exons: 11
Coding region: 314-3082 (922 amino acids)
Biological process (GO): endocytosis
Cellular component (GO): clathrin vesicle coat; plasma membrane; endosome
Molecular function (GO): clathrin binding; phospholipid binding
Source: RefSeq, a predicted model, not a curated record